AUGGCGUGGCAAGCUCACAUUCCCGGAGCCUUCCCCAACCCCAACGGCGCCAGCAACGAGCACCCUUCGUACCUCCCGCCUCCCCGCCUGCCUUUGCAGAGUUCCUCCGCUUCAUGCGAUCCCGAGGAGGAGGGGGACGACACCAUGAAGGAUGACCCUCCCGAGGUUCCCCGGAGGAUGGCGAGCCCGAGAGCCCUCCCUACGGUGGUCCACGCGGCCGUCACCACCACCCCCAUCACCCCCAUCAUCGAGGUGGUCAUCGUCACGCCCGCGGAGGCCGCCACGGCCCGUUCCCCGACCAUGGCCCCCACCGCGGCCCCCAUCACCACGGACCCACUCCCCUCCCUUCCCUGGCGGCUUCGACCCUCCACCAUGUUCCAGCAGUUUGCCCACCACCCUUGGGCCCAUAACCUCCGAGAGUGGCUCGAUGCCGCUGGUCGCGGCCCCCGCCAAGCCGACCGCGAGUCCGGCGAGGGCUCAGACUCCAACUUCACCCCUCCCCUCGACAUCUUCGAGAACGAGUCCGGGUUCGUCCUACACCUCGCCCUUCCCGGCGUGAAGAAGGAGGACAUCAACGUCAACUGGAACUCUGACAAGAGCCGUCUCGAAAUCACCGGCAUCGUCCACCGCCCCGGCGACGAAGAGUUCCAACGUGGUCUCGUCACCUCGGAGAGACGCGUCGGCUACUUUGAGAGGUUCAUCACUCUACCACCGCAUGGCUGUGAAUCCAACGAUGACGUUGACGGCCUAGGCAUCACCGCCAAGGUAGAGGACGGCAUCCUUAUCAUCGUCGUCCCCAAGUCCGAGAAGGAGUGGACUGAGGUCCGCAAGGUCGACAUCGAAUAG
Messenger RNA from Parascedosporium putredinis, 846 nucleotides. The record is from the annotation of a GenBank genome assembly. Lineage: Eukaryota; Fungi; Ascomycota; Sordariomycetes; Microascales; Microascaceae.